Messenger RNA from Megalops cyprinoides (Indo-Pacific tarpon), 846 nucleotides. It is a transcript of the gene hoxa11b, whose product is annotated as homeobox A11b. The record is from RefSeq and is a predicted model, not a curated record. Gene Ontology annotation, biological process: anatomical structure development; regulation of transcription by RNA polymerase II. Gene Ontology annotation, molecular function: DNA-binding transcription factor activity, RNA polymerase II-specific; RNA polymerase II cis-regulatory region sequence-specific DNA binding. Gene Ontology annotation, cellular component: nucleus. Lineage: Eukaryota; Metazoa; Chordata; Actinopteri; Elopiformes; Megalopidae. Bases 1 to 846 code for a protein of 281 amino acids. The transcript is spliced from 2 exons.
AUGAUGGAUUUUGAUGAGCGGGUCCCCGUUGGGUCGAAUAUGUAUUUACCCAGUUGCACUUAUUACGUCUCGGGGACAGACUUUUCGAGCCUCCCUUCUUUUUUGUCCCAGAACCCGUCUUCUCGCCCCAUGACCUAUUCUUACUCCUCUAACCUGCCGCAGGUUCAAUCCGUGAGAGAGGUAACCUUCAGGGACUAUGCCAUUGACACAUCGAGUAAAUGGCACCACAGGGGGAAUCUAUCCCACUGCUACUCAGCAGAGGAAAUGGUGCACAGGGACUGUCUGUCUGGCCCGACCACUCUAGGGGAAAUGUUCGCGAAAAACAGCUCCGUUGCCUACCACUCGAGCUCCAACUCCACGUCUAAUUUCUACGGGAGCGUGGGCAGGAACGGGGUGCUACCCCAAGCCUUUGAUCAGUUUUUCGAGACAGCGUACGGCAACGCCGAAAAUCCGUCAACCGACUGCUCGGUGGAUAGAAAUAUCACCAAGCUGCCUACCGCCCCAAUGUCCGGCUCCGAAGCAUGCCAGGAGAGCGAAGGGAGAGAGCCGCGAGAGGAGUGCAGCAGUCCGGAAUCCUCUUCCGGCAACAAUGAGGAGAAAUCCAACUGCAGCACUGGCCAGAGAACACGAAAAAAAAGAUGUCCCUACACCAAAUACCAGAUCAGGGAGCUGGAGAGAGAGUUCUUUUUCAGUGUGUACAUUAACAAAGAGAAACGUUUGCAACUUUCGCGGAUGUUAAAUCUCACCGACCGUCAAGUGAAAAUUUGGUUUCAGAACAGGAGGAUGAAAGAAAAGAAACUGAACAGAGAUCGCUUACAAUAUUACACCACGAAUCCUUUGCUUUAG